AUGUAAAAGUAUAGUCGGCGAAAUAAAUAGGCGCUGCUCGUACAUUUUCUGUGCGAUAACGGUACAGGAAGCGUUCUAAAAUUAUUGGGAAAAUUGAAGGAUUUCUUCCAUUUUUAGUGCAAUUUCUGAUGUGGAAAUCAUGCCGGACACCAUCACCGUCGCCGAGUUUUUGGCGGAGACCACAGAUGACAUCAGUUCGCCGACGACGUCGAAUUUUGUGGCUCGGAUGGGAGCCUGCCGAAAUGUUGUUUCCGCGUUAGAAGAGACCCUCGACACAGACCGAAGUGGGUUAAAUAAGAUGAGAAAAAGCAUCAAGGCAAUAUACAACACAGGGAACACAUACGUAGGAAACCUGCUGUCUUUCUCUGAGAACCUAGAGAAGCUUGGAUCCAAUUCCCUCACCAGGGAGAGGGAGCCUGACCUGGGAGCCGCCUUCCUCAAGUUUUCUGUCGUCACCAAAGAGCUCGCAGCACUCCUCAAGAAUCUGGUCCAGAACAUCAACAAUAUCAUCAUGUUUCCUCUGGAUUCACUCUUGAAAGGAGAUUUAAAGGGACAGAAGGGUGACCUCAAAAAACCUUUUGAGAAGGCUUGGAAAGACUAUGAAUCAAAGUACUCAAAGAUAGAGAGGGAGAAGAAACAGCAAGCCAAAGAUGCUGGUCUCAUCAGACAAGUUGUAUCUGGGCCAGAGGUUGCAGAAGAGAUGGAGAAAGAAAGGAGAAUGUUCCAACUACAAAUGUGUGAGUACUUAUUCAAAGUUAACGAGAUCAAGGCAAAGAAAGGAGCGGAGCUUGUACAACAUCUAGUGGAGUACUACAGAGCAGAAAACAGCUACUUCCGAGAUGGCUUAAAGACCGUUGAGCACUUCCAGUCGUACAUCGAUGAGCUCUCCUCACAUGUCUCCAAAAUCAAGGCACGCCAAGAUGAAGAGAGAAGGCAGCUGUUAGAGCUGAAAUUGACCCUCAAGAAUAGUUUGAAUAUAGAAAAAGAGACUCCACCAGAGAAGCAAGGCUACAGUCUGCAUCAGCUCGAGACCAACAACGAGGUUGGCACGGAGAAGACCGGCUACCUCCACAAGCGCACCGAGGGACUGCGCAAGGUCUACCAGAAGCGCAAGUGUGAUGUCUGCGAUGGCUACCUCCAAAUAUCACAUUCCACGCCGAGCCGUGCCCCAGCCAAGCUCAACCUCCUCACCUGUCAGGUCAAACCGUCUCCGGAAGAGUCCAGCCGCAAGUACUUUGACCUUGUUGCGCAAGAUAGAACGUACCACUUCAUGGCAGAUACAGAGGAGGAGGCGGAGGAGUGGAUCUCGGUUCUCAACAACAGCAAGAAGUUUGCCCUGGAAGCAGUCUUUAACGAGGGGUCAUCGCCUUCGGAGGUCGCCAAUAGAGGGCUGCAGGAUCUCACACAGAGCAUCGUGAAAGAAGUCAAGCGGUUGCCCGGCAACAACAUAUGCUGUGAUUGCACCGCAGCAGAUCCGCAGUGGUUGUCUACUAAUCUAGGUAUCCUGACGUGUAUAGAAUGUUCAGGUGUCCAUAGAGAGAUGGGUGUCCACAUAUCAAGAGUACAGUCUUUAGAACUUGAUAGACUCAGCACGGCACAACUACUGCUUGCAAUAACUGUAGGGAAUGAAGAUUUUAAUGAGGUUUAUGAAGCGACAUUAGAAGGAAACAAGCCCACGCACACCAGCUCCAUGGACACUAGGAAAGAGUUUAUCAGGGCAAAGUAUGAGAAGAAGAAAUUUGUCCUGAAGACAGCGGCGCAACCCAGUCAGCUUCUGUUUGACCUUCGGCAGGCUGUGCUCCUCUCUGAGAUCAUCCAGGUCUUACGGGUCUUUGCGGAAGGGGUCGAUCUUGUUGCACCUCUUCCAAAUGUGGCUGGUAAUAAGACAGCCUUACAUCUAGCGGUCGAACAGCAGGACGAUGUCAACCUCCACAUCGUAGACUUCAUCAUCCAGAAUACGACCGUCGCUGACCAGCAGAUGACUGAUGGUAACACCGCCCUCCACCUGGCUGCAAAGUAUGACAAGGUGGAAUGCGUCAAGCUACUGCUACGAGGAAGUGCCAAUAUAGAAAUAUUAAAUAAAGCAAAGGAGACGGCUUUAGACAUCGCUAUAAAAUGUGGCAACAAUCAGUGUGAGGACGUGCUGCGUUCUGCUACGUCAGGCAAGGUCACACAGUGUGAACAUGUUGAGUUCUGCUGGGGCAUGAUGGGUAACGAGGAUGGAGUAGACUUCAGCGAUGAUGAUCUUGACGAUCGGGAAAAAAAGCCAUUGCAGAGUCCGAGAAGACCAAACAGCAGACCACAGACGUUGCCAAACUCACCUGUUAGCACGUUGCCUAGAUCAUCACGGGAUCGCUUCUCCGAUAUGCUGAUGGCAAACGUCAACAAAGGGGACCAUAGCACCUCAGAUAAACUCAAAAUGCCGCCCCCACCUAUCCCGCCAAGGAGAAUGAUGUUUUGUCUUCCGUUUGGUCAUCACCAUCAUUGGUCUUACUCUGGGAGCCAUAGGAGGGGCAGGAGAGCGGCGAGUGUCAAGAAAAAAGCGCCCCCUCCCCCCGUGGAUUUGGGCCACAAGAGAACUUCGUCCGACCCUCAUGCUUUCAAUAGCACACCCCCUAAGCCACCUGAAAGGAUCACGUCCAUACGCGACCAGGCAACCUUAGGUACUGAAGUACCAGAAGCAGCCAAACCAUCAGAUUCUACUUCAUCCUCAUCAUCUUCCGCACCGCCUCCAAUCCCAAAGUCAAACAGCCAAGUAGAGCAGAUGAAACAGUUCCUUGCCUGGGAAAAUAGACGAGCUUCAUACUCCCACUCCUAUGGCCGCUGCUCAAGACCAGAGUUAUUACCACGGCCACCGAGCGUUGACAGCCCUCCAGCAAUUCCACCAAAGAAAUACUUGACAUCCGACAGCAAUGGGACAGCGAUGGGUGCCAGUAGCAGACCAGGUUCCCAGGCCAGCUUCCAUUCUAAUAGUAGACCAAACAGCCAACAGGACCUGCCGACCACGCCCGGUAGCCGUUCACAGAGUCGUCACGGCAGCUCCACUGAUGAUGCAUCCAGUAGCAAGAGUAGCAGCAGUGGUCCACCUACCCCAGCACCAAGGGGCGCCAAGACGAGACCAAAGAGAGUGAGGGCACUGUAUGACUGUCAAGCCGAUUAUCAAGAUGAGCUCACAUUUGAAGAAGGAGAGACUAUAUUAGUGACAGGAGAGGCUGAUGCAGAGUGGUGGAUUGGAGAGAUAGAAGGCAAACCGUCACGGAGAGGGGUGUUUCCUGUGUGCUUUGUACAUGUCAUCGACUGACCCAUGCUUGCCACUUCCAGUCCCGUGCACUCCAAUCUGUGUAGUCUUCUUCCCUCGCACUUGGUCCCACCCACUCCAUUUGAUGUCAGUAGCAUUUAAUGUUUGUACAUGAAGAGAAUACUCUGGUACCUGAACAGAGACAGACUAUGUUAACAUAUUUUCAAUUUGACUGAAAGUAAUUUUGAGAUUGUAACCUGGUCACAGCAUAACUCUCAAAUUUUGUAUUUUUCCUAGAAAUAAAGACAAUAGUGGAGUAUAGUCAUGAAUGAGUGCUAGAAACGUACAUGUCUAUAAUUUGAAUCAGUAAUAUUUUGUAUAGAUAUAUUUUUGGAUUAGAAAGUAUCUAUCCAUCAUGAGAAGAUGAACAUCUUUAGAGAAGCAUUUUUCAAAAUCAGGAAUUCUGUUCCAACCAAAUCUUUCACCAGUACCAACAAUUUGACAUUUGUUUCUAUAUUUUUCUUAUUGCGAUCAUGUAGUAUCUUAUUUCAUUUCCAUGGGCUAUUAGUCCCAUGUGUCCAUAAUCAUGUUUGGACUUGAUCUGAGCUUGAUGAAAUUCAUUGAGUCGGAUCGUCAAACUUGCCCCAGACGUGACGGUUGUUAUUUGGAUAAAUUAGACAUAAAGUAUGAUAAGUGGGGCUCAUUUCUUCAUUUAAGAUUCCUCUUAUAUAAGAACAAUGGAACCUCAUAAAGAGCACUGAUGUAACAAGGUUUCUGUUAUAACAAGGGGAUUUUGCUGGUCCCAGCUCUUUAUAUCUUUUAUAAAAACUCUGAUACAACAGGAUUCCUAAUAUUAAAAGGUGAUUUCCAUGGUUCCCUAAACCUCGUUAUAACCAGGUUCUACUGUACUUGUUAAUAUAAAAGUGGAAUGUGUGUAUUUAAUACAUGUGCAUUCGAGUGUUUCGAUACAGGUGCUGUCAUUUGUCAACUAAGUCCCGGUAUGAAUCUACCUAAGAUUAUCAUUUAUUUCUCUAGUAAAUAAACUUUACAACUGAUUUCUAAACCAAAGGCUCAUUCACAGAUGACCCGGUAAACCUCAGCAUUUUUUUUUGUUUUUGUGGAAUAUUGGCAAGUGGGGAUAAAGAAUAGUAGCUUCAUGCAACACCGGUCUAGAGUUAGAGUUUAGAGUUUAAAAAUGCCCUUUUUGAUCUAGGCAGGUGUUAUAUCACUUGCAUAUACAGGUAGGGUCACAUUGAUAACUUCUGAGCAGUAGUCCAUACUUUGAUUUAAAAAAAAAAAA
This is a messenger RNA of Strongylocentrotus purpuratus (purple sea urchin), 4538 nucleotides long. Its product is annotated as arf-GAP with SH3 domain, ANK repeat and PH domain-containing protein 2. The transcript is spliced from 26 exons. Gene Ontology annotation, molecular function: GTPase activator activity; protein binding. Lineage: Eukaryota; Metazoa; Echinodermata; Echinoidea; Camarodonta; Strongylocentrotidae. Gene Ontology annotation, cellular component: cytoplasm. The record is from RefSeq and is a predicted model, not a curated record. The coding region runs from base 140 to 3301 and encodes 1053 amino acids. Gene Ontology annotation, biological process: positive regulation of GTPase activity.